AUGGCCAAGACAAAGGUUAUACCUAUAUCAACACCAAAGUUCAAAUUGAGAAAGAUUGUAUUGAACAAUUCACAAUGGACUGAACAGAAUGCCAAGGCGUCAUUGAUGAUAUUGGAGGAUUCGAUACUUGCCAUCCAGAAUAAGAGUGCAUCUCGUCUGUCCUAUGAAGAACUCUACAGGAAUGCCUACAAGAUGGUCACCAACAACUGUGGCCCACAACUCUACGCUCACACACGAUCACUCGUCCAGAAGUACCUGGCACAGGUCACCACCCAGCUGGCCGCUGGUGACUCACAUGGCGAGGCAUUCCUCACAGAGUUGUCCGCAGUAUGGUCACACUAUCGCACACACAUGCUGAUGGUGUGCGAGGUGUUGGCAUACUUGAACAUGACAUAUGUGCCCAAGGCCAAGUUGACGCCACUGUACGACAUGGGCUUGGACCUGUUCAGGGAGCUGGUGGUCAAUGCCCCCACCAUCCAAUUCCGUCUGGUCAAGACUCUGUUGGCCGUCAUACACAAGGAAAGAGAUGGUGAGAUCAUCGAUCAAUCAUCGCUCAAAGAUGUGGUCAACAUGUUGUUGGAGGUCAGUGCCAGCCAUCAUUCAAAAGUCUACGAAUCAGUAUUCGAGACUCCAUUCAUCGAAGCCAGCACCAACUACUUCCAACUCGAAGCACAGAAUCUAUUCAGUUCAUCAACAUGUUCGGAUUAUCUCAAAAAGGUGGAACAACGAAUCAAAGAGGAGACAGAGAGAGUGGCACAUUAUGUCAACUCCAGUACUGAGUCCAAGAUGAAGAUAUUGCUCGAGAAGAUAUUCAUUGGCGAUUAUGUCUUGACCUUGUCAAAUAUGGAGUCUGGAGUCAUUCCAAUGUUUAGAGAGGACAAGUUUGAUGACUUGAGGAGGAUGCAUUCGAUGUUUGGAAGGACAUCACAUGGUGUACCAACAAUCUAUCAGAUACUUAGACAACAUCUAAUGGAAGUUGGAAAGUCCAUUGUAACCGAUGAGGAGAAGUCCAAAGAGAGUGGAAACUACUUCAUGGAACUCCUCGAGCUAAAGGACAAGUGUGACAAACUCCACAAGUACUCAUUCAACUUUGACAAUGCAUUCCGUGUCCUCGUCGACCAGGAGUUCAUUGGCUUCAUCAACAAGAAUCAGAGAUCGCCAGAGUUCAUGUCGUUGCUGUUGGAUGAUAAGUUGAAGAAGGGAUUCAAGGGCGCCAGUGAUGAGGAGAUUGAUGAGUUGUUGGAUAGGAUAUUGGAGUUGUUCAACUAUAUUGAGGAGAAGGACGUCUUUGAGAAGUACUACAAACAACACUUGGCCAAACGUCUAUUGCUUGGUAGAAGUGUAUCGGAUGAUACAGAGCGCAACAUGAUCAGCAAGUUAAAGACCAUCUGUGGCUACCAAUUCACCAUGAAGCUCGAGGGCAUGUUCACUGAUGUCAAGGUGUCCAUCGACACAUGUGCCUCAUUCAAACAGCAACUCGAGAGGACAGAGCGCGCAUUACCAUUCGAGCUGAAUGUCAAUGUGUUGACUACUGGCUUCUGGCCAAUCCAAGGCGCACAACCAUGCAAGUUACCAGCGGACAUAUUGUUGUGUUGUGAUAUGUUCCGUACCUUUUAUCUACGCGGCCACUCUGGUCGUAUACUGACGUGGCAGACCAAUCUGGGCACGGCAGAGCUACGUGCCAAGUUUGGCAACAAGUCGCAUGAGCUACAGGUGUCCACACCACAGAUGAUAAUGUUGUUGCUGUUCAACGAUGUCGAACAAUUGACAUUCAAACAACUUGAGGAGAGCAGUGGAUUGAGUGCCAAGGAGUUGCAAAAGAACCUGUUGGCGCUGACCAACUCCAAGAACAAGGUGUUGGACAAGGAGCCCUCGACCAAGACAGUCUCCACCACCGAUGUAUUCAAGUUCAACGCCGGAUUCAAGAGCAAGCUCUUCAAGGUCAAGAUCAUGUCCGUGGCCCAGAAGGACACCGUUGUCGAGGUCACUGAGACCAGAGAGAAGAUUGAAGAGGAGAGGAAGCAUUUGAUCGAAGCAUGUAUUGUACGUAUUAUGAAGUCGAGGAAGACUUUGGACCAUGCCAACUUGGUAUCAGAGGUCACAAGUCAGAUGCAAUCAAGGUUCAUUCCCAAUCCAUUGAUGGUCAAGAAGCGUAUUGAAUCAUUGAUCGAAAGAGAGUAUCUGGAGAGAACAAAGGAGGAUAAGAGAAUAUACAACUAUCUUGCAUAG
Messenger RNA from Acytostelium subglobosum LB1, 2229 nucleotides. RefSeq lists its product as hypothetical. Gene Ontology annotation, biological process: ubiquitin-dependent protein catabolic process; protein ubiquitination. Gene Ontology annotation, molecular function: ubiquitin protein ligase binding. Gene Ontology annotation, cellular component: Cul3-RING ubiquitin ligase complex. Bases 1 to 2229 code for a protein of 742 amino acids. The transcript is spliced from 7 exons. The record is from RefSeq and is a predicted model, not a curated record. NCBI's taxonomy places the organism in Eukaryota, Evosea, Eumycetozoa, Acytosteliales, Acytosteliaceae.